CUCUUCAACACCUUGGUCUCAUGCUUUGUUUGCCUGGCUCAGAUAUUGGAUCUUCAGAAGUGCUUCAGUCCUGAAAAGCUGUUCAUGUGGAAAGCCUCUCUUUAAAAAAAUGUUCUUUGAGAGGAAUUGUUGUGAUUACAGCCAAAUCACAUUUGAGCCAAACUCUUGGCGAGUUUCUCCAUAACCACAUGAAUCAAGCCCUGCUCUGUCCUUCCACAUCCCAAAUCUGACCAUCCCCAUUCCAGAAUAACCAUAUACAUAUAUAUAUAUAUAUAUUCAGGAUGCUCAACUGCAGUGCUGAAAGUCCCUGUUUCCUGUGGUAUUACCUCUCUGGCUGCCCAGCGUGUUCUCACCUUGGCCACACCUUGCACAGGGGCAGUAGGAUGAUCUAAGGAUAUUAGUGUGCCUCCCAGGCCACUGUUCCCAUGGUUUGCUCCACACAAUGGGAUUCCUAUGAGAUUGGGGUCCAAGGGCAUCGUGGUUGCACUGUCACAAAGCAGGAGGGCACUGAGGAGCUGCAGAAUAGGGGACAGAGCCUGAGCAGUGUGAAGGGACAGGAGGUGCCAAGUGCCACAUCCUUUGCCAGCCUGUGGACGUUUUUACCAUGUCCUUCCUGGGAGAAGAAUUCAAGCCUAUGAAAACCAGUGCAGCUGUGGUCUUCAGUCUGGUACAGGUGUCUCUCAUCCUAGGACAAGGGGCCAGCAAGUUGCAAGUGCCUUUAUCUAGAUUUUAAUGUGAAAAGGCAGCCACCAAAGCCCCAUAGUAUUGGCAGCAUCGCCCACUUCACCCACUGCAGCAGACCAGUAUUCCCUCCUUGCUCUGUGUGCUGAGGUCCCUCCAGUCUCUACUAUUGUGGUCAUAAACACUGAGCUCCACCACGGGAAUUUGUCUUUUAUUUUCUGUUAAAAUCAAGUCUUUCCAGCACGUGUGAACAAGGUAGGUUUUGUUGGCUUCUGGUUAAGCAAUAAGAUUUCCUCCUACUUCUGCACUUCUGUAGCUUGUGGCUGUUGUUAGAGGCGUGGUGGAAGGUGUUAUUUAGGCUGUUCCUCUGCAUCGUCAUCUCCCCAAGGCAAGUUCUCCUCCCUCUUCACCAUUCACCUCCAGCCCUGCCCUGGGAGAUGUCAACCAAACAGAAGCCAGGUCUCUUUGGACACCUCAUUAUUUCAGUUUACCAAUGGCAUUGCUUUUCCUCCCUUGGCAAUUUUGCCAUAGGUGUUUGUGACUUCUCAUUUUCCAUACCCUUAACUCUCAGAGCUGUUCUUUAUCUGCAUCCUUGCAUCCUUCUUUCUUUCAGAAAGGUUUGUUUUACAGCAAAAGCUAAAGUUUCAGUCCUCUCCCCAUGCCCAGAGAUGUUUACUGGUGGCUCAUUGGCGUUACAGCAUCUGCACACUCAGGACCCUUCAGUGCUAUUGUCUGCUCCUGACCCAUCAAUACACCAAUAAAAGCAACAGUUGAUAGGACAGGCAAGACAGCAAAACACAAAGCUGCUGAACUGUCAUUAGACACCAGAAUGUCUCUGAUUUAAAGUCUGGGAAGAAUUAAAAGGUGCUGAUGCAGGUGUUAAUACACUGAAAUAUCAGCACAGGGAUCUUGGUCCAGCUCUCCCAUUGCUCCUAGAAAAAACUGGGUAGGAACUAGGGACUGGGAGAGAAUUGAGAGCAGUUUCCUAAUGUCUUAAGCCUUGCCUGGCCCUUUGUAGUUUAAAACUGGCUGUAUAGAAUUCUGUUUUGUGGCCUUUCUGAGAAGCCUAGCUCUAAUGAAAAGAAAUAAAGGCAUUGGAUUAUGGAAGGGAUUAAGUCAUUUCCAGUAGCACUUUGUCCUGGAGGGUGGUCUGGAUCUGUAACCAGGUCUCCAGGGCUUCCUGAAGGCAUCUUUAACUUUAAAACCCAAGAGUUGAUAUGACAGUUGUUGCUGAGGGUGUUUGAAAGCUAGCAAACAAGCAAAGCAAGAGCUCAGAGGACAGCAAGAAGGGUCUGGUUUCCUCAAACCUCUCUUUAAUCCCUUCAGAUGGGGCUAUGUGUGGCCCUGUAGCUUAUUUGACUCUGCUCACAGUGUCUUUAGGAGCAGUAUCAGACUGGUGAGUACAGGGCAGUUCCCAGUGCAGUGACCCACCUUGGGCUCCUGAUGUCUUCUGAUGGUCUUUUUUGGAGACUUCUUAUAGAAGUCCCCAGGUAUCAUGCUCACUGGCUGUGAGUUGUGUGGCAUAGCCCAGGUGAUAGCAGUGCCUUCUUUAAAAAUAUCUUAGAAAACUCUUUCCUGGAUUUUAUUUAACACACCUUGAGUUCCCAAAGUGCUCUGCAGAAAUGUGAUGUGACAGAUGCCAACAUGAGUCACAGACAGGACGGAGAGAACCAAAGAACCUAACCAUAGAAUCAUAGAAUCACCAUAACACCAUACAAUCUAACUCCAUACAAUGUGCCACGUAAAAGUUGAUGCUGAAAUCCAUGGUCUCUCUGAGAGUCCAAACCAGUGGCUCUAUCCUAAGGAUGGCACAGCAUGCUUGAAGGAGUCAGGCCUUUUCCAUGGAACACCUGAAGUCAUGAUGAUGGUUUAGGCAUCUUUUCAUGGUGCAUGGCAGAGGGGUGUAUUGUUAAACAUGGCAGCUCUGUUUGGGAUCCAAAGCCUCUUGGAGAACCCUGAAAAGAGGAAUGCAUUCAUCCUCUUUUAUCCCAUCCACUGCCUGGAGAUCCCACCAACACAGCACAGAGGCUCUGGAUGUAACCAUACUCAGCAGUUUUUAGGAAAUGAGCAGCCCCAGGUUAGGUAUAGCAGUCUUGUUGGUGCUCACUUGGACUCAGAGCAUCUCUACAGCACCUGGAAGAGCUUGACUGCAUCUUGGAUAUGCUCCUUCACCUGGCCCAAAGAGACAAACAUAAGGCCCAGAUGUGGACCGUGUCCACAUCCCCAUUUCCCAGAAGCAUUGAGUAAAAGGGAAGUCCAUGCAUGAGCACCUUUUUCUCCAAUGUCAAUCCAGUCCAUUCGAGGGCAGCAGACCUAUGCUGAGCUGUUGGUGCCCACUAAGGCUUCCUGCCAGCAGUGCCACCCAGCAGAAGACAUGGGGUCCUAACUGUGAGUCAAACAUGAACCCUUGUAGAGAUGAACAGCCACACAUGGUGCCAAAUUGCCAUGAGUGCAGCCAUCAGGGCAAGAUAAAUUAUUCUUCCCCUUCCCCACAGGCACUUGUGACUCCUCAUCUGGGAUUUGUCCAGAUUUAGGCUCUACGGACACCAGAGAGAUGGUUUUGGGUGGCCAGGAGAGAAUGAAGGAGGAGCUUUUUGCAGUUUGGAGGGGGGAGGGUACAGACAAGACGGAGCCAGAUUUGAGCACAACCACAGGACAAAUCAUAGAAUCAUAGAAUUGCUCAGGUCGGAAAAGACCUUAAAGAUAAUUCAACAAAAUUCAACAACAGUAUGGGAAAUGAAUAUAAAAGGAAAAAAAAAAAAAAAAAGAAAUAUCUUCAGCAUGAGGAUGUUCUGAUAGUAGGGUCCAGAGUGCUCCGUGCACAGAGAUGCUCAGAGUUGGGAUAGACAAACCUCCAGGCAACCUGGUUUAACCAUAAAGUCCCAGUCCGAGCAGAGGGUUGGAGCAGACUCCUCCAGAAGCUGCUUCCAACAUGAAUGAUCCCACGAACCAGUAUUCUGAGAAUACACUGGCACCGACACCUGCAGGAUGGUUGCCCUGACUGUGCACCUUCAUUUAGGGAUAACGAGCUGCACUUUGGCUUGCUGGAGCCGUUGUCAGGGAGGUUGCCAGGGAGGCUGACAUCAGAUAUCCCUUCCCUAUAGAUUAUCAUGCACAGCAGCACCAUCAGUUCCUAAUCUGCAAACGAGAUGGGAGGGCACCCAGAGGAAGCCCUGGAGGGUGUUUUGCGUCAGUGGCCUGGGUUGCCUAGCACCGCUGGGACCGUGGAGAAGGUGCACCAGAAUUUUUACCCCUGCGUGUCCUAUCUGGGAGCCAAACGUUGCUGAGGACGUAGCAGAGGAGCAGUGGAGGAGAUGGCAGCUGAGGCAGGGGAGCUCAAGCUGCCCUUCAUCCACGAUGACCAGCUCACCCGGUGCAUGCGUUUGAGAGCCCAGAGCCUGCAGCAGAAAAAUGCCAGGCCCCAGGAUGGUGAGAAGCUGCUGCAUCCCAACGAGCACGUCUACAGGGUAGAUUUCAUCCGGCAGCACAACCUGUGCUUCCUCCGCUGGGACGUCCAACUGGAGAGAUCUGGGAAGGUGAUGGUGACCGGCACUUCCCAGCACUGGACUCCUGAUCUCACCCACCUGAUGAACCGGCAGCUGCUGGAACCAGUGGGCAUCUUCUGGAAGAAACCAGGGGCCAAGGAGGUGGAGUGCAAUGAGGCAGAUGCCCAGGAAUUUGGGGAGCGGCUCGUGGAGUUAGCCAAGAUCCGCAAGGUGAUGUAUUUCCUCCUUGCUUUCACCGAUGGCCUUGAACCUGCUCAGCUGAAGGGUUCCAUCGUUUUUAAGGCCUGAUUCCCUCCAGCUCUGUCCUUCUUGCUCAGCUAUGCUUUGUCUUCGUUUUUCUUUCUUUUGUUCAGUUCUCGGUUGUUUCUAUGUGGCUCUUCAUUGAAGGAGGGCAUAACAAAAUGGUGGAGAACAUCUUGGCACUUCUGGAGCUCCUCACCCCUGAAAAACAUUCCCUUAUCAUGCUUUCCUCAAUCUGAAUGAAGGGAAAGAGAGAGAACGAGCCAUGGAUGCUUGCUGCUUUAUUUGCCUAGAGUAUAAUUCUGCUUGCUUGUGAGUUCAGGGAUUCACCAGGCCUGGCUGGCACAGUCUUGCUGGCUUGGAAAUGUUUGGCUGCUCUUACCCUUCCAACCAUGGCACCUGGAUACAAAAUGCCUGAUGGAAAAAUAAAUUGCCAUGCUGCAAACAGGAGAGGCAUCCUGGAGAGAGUGCUGCUUUCCAGUUUCCAUCCCAACCGUCCAGAAGGGGAGGCUUGUUUGAGAUGGAUCCUUGCAAGGAUGCUGAAUGCUUGCUAGUUACAGUGACUUAUGUGACUGUGACUGUUUCUGUGACUGUGACUGCUCCAUGUCUCUAAAGACCAGACCUAUGGAAGCUCACCUUACCAUGAAGCUGAAGGACCUUCAGACCUGUUGCAUUCAGCAGAUUGCAAACUCACUGGACAAAAAAAUAGGAGGGUGAACCUUCCUUUUCCUGACAGCUUUCACUGUUUAAUACUGGGGGUCAGUGUGGGGAGGUGUGCUCAAGCAUGUUGCCUUCCUCUUGCUGCCUGUAUUUCUGUUACAGAGAUGAGUUGGAGCAGGCAUGCAUGUGUGUGCAGAGCCAGCAGCUCAGAGCAGGCUGUAGAAUCUGAGCCAGCAGCUAGUCCCUUGCAGCAAAACCAAUCUGUGCAUGAUUAUGGCCUUAUAACAUCUUCAUGGCCAAGUUGGAUAGGGCAUUGAGCAACCUGGCCCAAUGCAAGGUGUCCCUUUCCAUGGCAGGGUGGUUGGAACUAGAUGAUCUCUAAGGUCCUUUCCAACCCAAACCAUUCUUUGAUUCUGUGAUCUAUAGAGAGCACUUUGCAAACACAUCCAGGAUGGUUUCUUACUGUCUCAUCCAUUGACUGUGGAUAAACUGCUAACUUUGUACAUCCUCUUUCCCUCCACCAGAAGGUACUUUAGUGACGCUUCUUGAGAGUCACAGGUGGGAAUGUCCUUUGAAAAAGUAUUUUUAUGAUUGGUUUGCACUCAAAUGAUGGUGUGCAUUCCUCAAGGUAUGGACUGAGGUUUUCCUGAGGUAUGUAAGGAGAGGGCAGUGAUGGGAAACCAGAACAAGAAGGCGCGAUACCCACGGCCUACUGAUUGUGUAGACCAUUCCCAAAGGAGUCCAGCCUCUUCUCCAGAUCCCAUGGAGAUCCUGGACACCAUGCCCUCUCUAGCCCCAUGACAGUGUAUAAAAUGAUAUGCACAAGUUGUAUUAGAGAGAAAGGAAAAGUCAAACAGUGAUGGAGAGAAGUUGGGAGCUUUGAGUCUUGUCUGCAGCCAAAGUUCAGCAACUACAUAUGGCCAUGCCAUGGACACUGCUGGAGAAGUUGAUGUCACUGCUUAUAUCCCAAGACAUGCUGUAUUCAGUGAAAAGAAAUAAAAGGGGACCUGUCCCUGCUUGGCUGUAGUAUGGACCUAUGGUGGAUCAAACCCAGUUCUAGGGUCCCAAAACAGUCUCUUUUCCUAUAGGAGAACCCUCUUCAUAUAUCCCAGAACAAAGUUCCUGAGUGCAGACCAGAUUAGAUCCCGUAACAGGAGUCACUGCCAACUUCUACAAGGAUUUUUGCUUGCCAGGUCUCAUAAUAUGUAAUUGCUACAGUGCUGUUUGCUCAGUUAGAGUUCCUGCAGCAGGUACCUUGCUUGAUAUUGACAUGCCACAGUAAAUAAAAGCCUUAUCAGCUGUUUUCCCCUUAAGGAUCAAGGCUGUGCAUAUUUUCUUGAUUCCCUGUUUGGUAGCUGCCCCAGUCCUGCAUGCAGUAAGGCAGAACCAAUUUUCAAGUCAUUUCUGGUAUUUUUGAUAACCUUUUCUUCUGCAAAAAAAAGUAAACAGAACAUUUACCUUCUUCUCUCUCAGCAUGAAAGGCUAAAUGGAGCAUGUAGUGUUGGGUUUGGUUUGGAGGAGUGUGAAGCUGGGCAGAGGAGAACUUGAUGGAGGAAUUGAUCCUCAGGUGGAUCUCACCUUUCCAUCAGAGCUGGGAGUGGGAGGUGAAUGGGGUACUCAGAUUCCUCUCUCCCACAGGACAGAUGAUCCAUUUUAUGCCAACCCCUGAAAAUAUCCCUACAAAGUUUUCAUGCCCUGUAAAGGCUUUCAGAUACACCACUCCAUCCCAUCUCCUGGGGAUGUUCAGUCCUGGUUCGUUCAGCAGAUUGGCACAGCAGGUUCUCCUCCUCCCUGUCCUCAGCUGGCAAGUUCCCAAUAGAAUAGCUCCUGCUUGGAGGAAUCAGCACCCAUCCAUCCCUCCUUCAAGGCAGGGAUGUUUCUCCAGAGUCAUAGGUGCAUUUUCUGUUAACUCCAGAGUAAGGAAAAGUCUGCAUCAGGUUAGGGAAAUGUCAUUUGCACUGCCUCAAUGCAAUCAAGCUGAGUCCAGGACUCAGCAGGGUCCCAGGAUGAGUGGUUAAGGGCACGCUCUCCAGUAACCACUGAGGAGAGGUGAGAUAUCUGAGGAAGGUUCCUGGGGGUCAGUUAGAGCUGUGAAUCUCAUUUAUAUGACUAUCUCCUGCUUAAUCCUUUAGGGAAUAUGCAGGGAAUGGCCACAAGCAGAGUUGUGCUGUGUGCUUGAAGUGUAACUGUCCUGGGACCAGUAUCCCAAUAGGAACCUGGAAUGCCACCUCUCUCCUGUUGUGCCAGUGGGUGUAGGAGAUGGCCCCUCUCUGGCCCAGGGACACCACUGUCCUUCUUAUACCCUUCUCAUGCUCUCAGAAAUUCACCAUAUCAUAGAAUCAUGGAAUCAUUAAGGUUGGAAAAGACCUCCAAGGUCAUC
Molecule: messenger RNA, 7467 nt
Organism: Phasianus colchicus (ring-necked pheasant)
Lineage: Eukaryota; Metazoa; Chordata; Aves; Galliformes; Phasianidae
Gene: OMP
Product: olfactory marker protein
Biological process (GO): signal transduction; sensory perception of smell
Cellular component (GO): cytosol; axon; neuronal cell body
Source: RefSeq, a predicted model, not a curated record